AUGCUUGAGGAUAUACAAUUCAUUUACAUGAACGUUCGCAUCCUGCGCUUCUGGGCGCUGCUCUACGAUAAAAAUGUGAAACGCUAUUUGUGCAUCACGCUGAGCAUCCUCCAUGUCCUUACACAGCUGCUGUACAUGUUCAGCACCAACGAGGGCAUCACGGGCAUUAUACGCAACUCCUAUAUGCUGGUGCUUUGGAUAAAUACCAUAUUGCGGGCCUGUUUGCUGCUGUACGAUCAGGAUAGCUACAUCCAGCUGAUUGACAAUGUAAGAGCCUACUACCAUGAGCUGGAGCGUAUGAAGGAUAAUUAUAUUGAGCGACUCUUGAUCCAGCUCAAUCGGCAGGGUCGGCUAAUGGCGCGCGGCAAUCUGUUCCUUGGCCUGCUCACAUGCAUUGGCCUUUGUCUAUAUCCGAUUAGUUUCAAUGAGAGAGUUAUGCCCUUUGGCAGCAAAAUACCGGGCGUGAAUGAGUAUGCCACGCCCACCUAUCAAAUUUGGUUCGUCUUGCAAGUGCUUAUCAUACCGAUGGGCUGCUGCAUGUACAUACCCUAUACCAGUCUCUGUGUGGCCUUCAUCAUGUUUGGCAUUGUGAUGUGCAAGUCGCUGCAGCAUCGUUUGCGUUGUCUGAACCGCAGACCCCUCAACAGGCAGGAGCUCUCGCAGGAAAUAAUCGAAUGCAUUAUCUAUCACCAGCGGAUCACAGAUUAUGUGCAAACCAUCAAUAAGCUGACUACUUAUAUAUUUCUCGUGGAGUUUUUGGCCUUCGGUGCGCUGCUCUGCGCAUUGCUCUUUAUGCUCAUAUUGAUGGACACCACGGCACAGGUGGCCAUUGUGAGUGCGUACAUAAACAUGAUACUCGCCCAGAUAUUGGCCCUCUAUUGGUAUGCCAAUGAGCUAAGGGAGCAGAACUUGGCCAUUGCCGGGGCAGCGUUUGAAACCGAUUGGUUCACCUUUGACCUAUCACUGCGCAAAGAUAUACAAUUUAUGAUGUUGCGUGCUCAGCGGCCAGCAUCGAUACUCCUCGGCAAUAUACGACCGAUUACAUUGGAGUUAUUUCAGAAUUUACUAAAUACAUCUUACACAUUUUUUACGGUACUUAAACGUAUUUACGGUUAA
Messenger RNA from Drosophila novamexicana, 1116 nucleotides. It is a transcript of the gene Or49b, whose product is annotated as odorant receptor 49b. Gene Ontology annotation, molecular function: olfactory receptor activity; odorant binding. Lineage: Eukaryota; Metazoa; Arthropoda; Insecta; Diptera; Drosophilidae. The record is from RefSeq and is a predicted model, not a curated record. The transcript has 6 exons. Gene Ontology annotation, cellular component: plasma membrane. The coding region runs from base 1 to 1116 and encodes 371 amino acids. Gene Ontology annotation, biological process: detection of chemical stimulus involved in sensory perception of smell; sensory perception of smell.